UUUACCAAAAAUUCCAAGAAUUUCGCUGAGAUUGUUCUGUUCGUUUAGUAGCUGAAGCCAGUUGUCUCCGGGACAUACACUUAAAUAUUUUUUUUGACUAAGCCACGCACGGUUAAACACCCAAAAUUGAGCUUUGUUACAUGUACAUUUUUUAGAUAAAGAAGUAACACGAAUACUUCACUUAAAUAAACUCCGCUCUGUUUUUGGGUGCAAAUCUGUGGAAAGUAGUGUGCGCGAUUACGGUAACUUUCAAUCCGGACUUUCGCCAUGUUCCGUAGCAACUUGGAAGCCAGUGGCGCAGCAGACAACUUCGCGGCUUUUCACGCAAGGGGAGGACUAAACAUGCUGGGCCUCCAGGACAUGUACCUAGACACCAGUGGCGCCAACUCAUCGGCCACUCUCAGUCCGCCCAGCACCCCCCUGACGCCGCUGACGCCCGACCCGUCGACUGCCGUUCAGACGACGCACUUUCCCCUUUUGGCGGAUAGCGCUGCCGCUGCCAAUACGCUGUUGCUCCAACGGCAGUAUCACUACCACUUGCUGCUCCAGCAGCAGCAACAACAACUUGCCCUGGCGCAGCAUCAGUUAGCGGUGGCGGCCUCGGCAGCGGCGGCCAGUGCAAAUCACCAGCAAAAGGACGAAAUUGCGCGAUCCUUAAAAAUCUUUGCGCAGCUGACGACGGGGCCAGCAGAAAACGCGGCUGGAUCCACGCAGGAUGUGAUGCAGGAGUUUGCUGCCAACGGCUAUGUGAGCGACGACCUCAGCCGCUUUUCCUACGGGAGCGUUACGCCGCGUUCUCAAACGCCUCCGCCGGCGCAGCAGCAACAGCAGGAAAUGCACCUGCCACUGGGUCACAAUCCCGUCCAGCAGCCGGCUGGAAGCACCAAUUUGAUGCCGGUGCCGGCUUCACUUGCCUCCCAUUGGCUGCACAAUUAUCGCGAGCAGUUAAACAACGUGUGGCGCCACAUGUCCUACAUACCGGCCACUACCAGUGCAGUGUGUUUGCAGGCCCAGGCAGCGGUGAACAUGGCACCCAAUCUCAAUGUGGGAUUGCCCGUCCAGGCGGAGCAGCUACGUGGUGCUUCCAGUCCCAGCACUAACGUCAUCAAGUGGAACAAGCGAUACAAUAACAACAGCAAGGCCAAAGAGAUCAGCCGCCACUGCGUCUUUUGCGAAAACAACAACGAACCGGAGGCGGUGGUCAACAGCCACACAGUACGGGACAACUUGAACAGAGUGCUGUGCCCCAAGCUGCGCACCUAUGUCUGCCCCAUUUGCGGGGCAUCUGGGGACUCGGCGCACACCAUUAAAUACUGCCCCAAAAAGCCGAUCAUCACCAUGGAGGAUGCGAUUAAGGCGGAGUCAUUCCGCCUGGCCAAGAGCAGUUACUACAAACAACAAAUGAAGGUUUAGAGAACACAUCCAGCAGGAGCAGAGGCUCUGGCAGAAUCUGUAGCGUUUAUAUAGCUAGAAAUAUAUAUACGCGUUCCGAUCAAGACUGGAUUUACCAGAUAACUGAUACAGUUAAAAUAGCGCCUGGCGCGUUCGAUUUUAUAAUGUUUCAAAAACUUAUCUCGUGCCUAUAUUUCUAAUAGUAUAGUCAUCGAGCGAUCACU
Messenger RNA from Drosophila rhopaloa, 1616 nucleotides. It is a transcript of the gene nanos, whose product is annotated as protein nanos. The transcript is spliced from 4 exons. Lineage: Eukaryota; Metazoa; Arthropoda; Insecta; Diptera; Drosophilidae. The record is from RefSeq and is a predicted model, not a curated record. Gene Ontology annotation, molecular function: mRNA binding; zinc ion binding. The coding region runs from base 268 to 1413 and encodes 381 amino acids. Gene Ontology annotation, cellular component: perinuclear region of cytoplasm. Gene Ontology annotation, biological process: negative regulation of translation; oogenesis.